AUGUUUCAUUGUGAACGUUUUCGUUUGUUGAUUGCGUCCAUUGAGUCAACAAUUGAUCCGUUCGAUAUCACGCUCCUCGCGGCACCGAUCGCCAAAAAUGCUCGAAUUGCUGCACAGAGAUAUUCGGAAUCGGACUCAUCGAAAUUGCGACCAACAUUAUCAGCGGCAAAUAUGCAAAUGCGUAAAAAGGCUCUCCUGAAUCAAGCAUCGAGUACUUCAGAUGGUGUUCGAAACACUCCAUCGUUCUCGUCAUUUUAUAAGUUAUCGACCAGUUGGUUUGGAAAUUAG
Molecule: messenger RNA, 288 nt
Organism: Anisakis simplex (herring worm)
Lineage: Eukaryota; Metazoa; Nematoda; Chromadorea; Rhabditida; Anisakidae
Source: the annotation of a GenBank genome assembly